Molecule: messenger RNA, 5901 nt
Organism: Cimex lectularius (bed bug)
Lineage: Eukaryota; Metazoa; Arthropoda; Insecta; Hemiptera; Cimicidae
Gene: Hel89B
Product: TATA-binding protein-associated factor 172
Exons: 32
Coding region: 235-5595 (1786 amino acids)
Molecular function (GO): ATP-dependent chromatin remodeler activity; TBP-class protein binding; DNA binding
Source: RefSeq, a predicted model, not a curated record
GACAUCACCAACAUGGCUGUCAGUAUAAAUUUGGCACUGCAGAGAUGGUUUUCUCCUGGGAACUCCGUCAAAGUUACGCGUUCGACCUCAAGUACGUGCCGCCGAAAUGCCUCUCUCUCUGCCUAAAACGAUGGCUCGUCCGACUGGGCAGCCUUAAGAAGUCCCAGGAUGUCUAAUUAGGCAAGACUUAUUUUCUUACGCUUGGAACUCAAGAAUAAAUACUUCUAAGAAUAAAUGGCUUCAAGAUUGGAUCGUUUGUUUACGCUGCUGGAUACAGGGUCGUCGAAUGUGAGAAGAAGGGCUGCUGCCUCUCAACUGGGCGAGGUGCAGAGCCUCCACCCCCAUGAACUGCACAACCUACUUAAAAGCAUUUUAACUUAUCUGAAGUCGCCGUCAUGGGAUACGAGGAUAGCUGCUGGUUGGGCAGUCGAGGCCGUAUUGAAAAAAGUGCCCGAGUGGUGUCCAAUAGGAAUGAUGGACGAAGAGUCAAACGAAGCUGUCAACAUCAACUCAGGACGUUUAAGCUGUGAUACAUUCAAUUUAGACAAAGUUAUUGCUGAAAGUGCAUAUUUAAUGGGAUCUGAAGGGAAGGAGUACGAAGUUGUUGAAGAUGCUGGAGACUGUCAGGAAAAUUUGGCAAGACAAAAAGAAAUGAUGAAUAAACAGUUAGGUUUAGAUAGAUCAGCACAAUUUGGAUUAGACACAAGCACCUUAUUUACUGAUGAAGAUUUGAAGAUUGAAUUCAACACCAAAUCAAAACAAAAAAGCAAGUUAAAUGUGGGUGAAGUGGUAGGAAUGAGCUGUCGGGAAGCAAAUAGGGCUAAAAGGAAAGCGAGGCAGGCAGUUUUGAAGCAGAAGACUCAGAAAAGCACAAGUCAGGACAAGGAGAAGGAUGAGGACGGGGAACCGCAGACUAAAAAAAUAAAGACAGAGUCUACGACUCCCCUCGAAGAGAACACUUUUUGCCUUCCCGUCCCAGAUAAUAUCUACAGUUGGCCGGCAGAUGUGAAUGACUGGCCAUUGGAUUGGUUUUGUGACCAACUUACAUUGUCUCUAUUCAGCCCGACUUGGGAGGAGAGGCACGGUGCAGGUACUGCUCUAAAACACUUGAUGAAGACACAGGGAAUGUGUGGAGGGAAAACUGCAGACAUACCUCAGUCACAGAUGGAAGAACACCACCAGAGCUGGCUUGAAGAUAUUGCACUGCGCCUUAUUAUUGUUUUAUCAUUGGACAGAUUUGGCGAUUACAUUAACGAUCAAGUUGUUGCUCCUGUCAGGGAAACCUGCGCUCAAGCACUAGGAUCUGUUAUUUUUCUAAUGGAGAAAGACAGGAUCAAGAAAAUCUUGUCUGUUUUAAUUAAGUUUCUAAAUCAAAAAGAUUGGGAAACAAGGCAUGGAGGGCUUUUAGGUAUAAAAUACAUGUUCGCCGUACGACAGGAUUUACUAGCUGACCUUCUUCCGCAGGCGUUUGACUCCCUUUAUAGCGCUUUAAAAGAUGCGAAUGAUGAUGUUACUGCCGUGGCUGGGGGCGCUCUGAGCAUAGCUGUUGACAUCAUGGCAACGUCCUAUCCCGAAUAUGCGCUUUCCGUCCUGGAAUCCCUUUGCUUAAUAAUUCCAGAACAAGAUGACCUGACACCAGCCGCAAACACUCUUGUACCUUUACUUGCUCAACUUCUCUUGAAGCCUAACAUUAACUGCUUAAUCAAAAGUGAAAAUACUGUGAUUGAACUAGUCCAGAGAUUGUGGUCGCUUUUAGAGCAUAACAAUGCAGGAGUCAGGAAAGCUGCUUUGCAGGCCUUCUGCUGCCUCCCGUCGCAGCCUUCGUUCUCGUCUUGGCCCAAUUUUUUACAGCCGACACUCCGCCAUGUGUAUCAAAGGGCCUUGAUCGAACACCAGACUAACGUUCACAACACAGUCGAGUCGGUUUGGUCGGUAAUCCUUGAAAAAAGCCAGUUGUCUGAUAUACUGAUAGCAGCUUGUCCUUUCAUCUCGAUCUGGUUGUGCUUAGCCAUGCAGUCAACGAAGAUUCCUUUCGAUCAGAAUUUACUCAUCCAGGCCAAGUCGUUAAUGAAGGAACACACUGCCAAGCACUUAAAAAGUAUAACAGGCGUUGACUGCACUUCUAGAACAAAUCUAAAACAAUACAUCGGAGGGACUGAAUCUCUGCCGCAAUCUGUGAGGGAAGAAAACAGCACUCAUACUCGAUACGUUGCUGCUAAAAUGUUAGGUAAACUGUCGACAUAUAUCGUUCAGCCUGCACCGGGCAUCGAUUACAUGGACAAUGUUGAAUCUCCAAUAGACUGUUAUAUUAAAGUCCUACUCGUUCACUUGGAAAGCAAAUCCUCGCUUCAGAGAUUUGUCGCAGGUUUAGUGAUCACAGAAUGGGCCAAAUGUAAUCCUCCUAGUCCUCCGCCCAAAAAAUUAGUCGAAAAAUUAAUCGAGUGUUUAAAUGAAACAUUUUAUUACGAUGAAAUAGGUUUGUCUUAUUCUAGACUCCUCCAGGAUACCAAAGAUUUCUUAGCUCUAUUAAAACAUUACAAGUUACCCCAAGUCGAUGAGUUUUUAAAUAUUAACGUUUUACUUCUUGAUAAAAUGGAGGAAAUUAUUGGAAAGAAGGUUCAGACUUUGCUUCAAGACAGCAAACUAAAGCCAAAAGUUUUAGAAGAGCUUUUAGAAAGGCGUCAGGUCAUUCAUACAUCAAUUACAAGCAUUUUGGCCCAGCAGACUUCUCUCCAUGUAAUGACUCAGGCUUCGUUGGCGAGCGCAUGUCUCUGGCUAGGCCAGCUCCCAGACAAAUUGACCGUCAUUGUCAAACCGCUGAUGGAAAGUAUAAAAAAAGAGGAGAACGAACAACUACAAAUUUUGUCGGCGAAACAUCUAGCAAGCCUGAUGCAAAAAUCUGUUUCACGGCGACCAUGCCCCAAUGCGAAAAUCGUAGGAAACCUUUGUAUCUUCAUCUCAGUAGAUCCGGAAUUCACACCAAAAGUUUCUAUGUUUCCUGAAGAUGACCCUCGCUACAUUGAAAGCACUGAAAGAAUAAUCACUUUAACUAAUCAGCACAAGUUUGCAGAAAGGGCGGUGAUUCUUAAAAAGAACAACUCUACCUUGGGCCGUGGGAGACCUUCACUGCAUGAUGUACAAUUUGAAGAAAUAGUUGUACAAGAAGAGCAGUAUCUGAGACCAUUCCGAAUCCAGAGGCGAGGAUGUAAAAAAGCCCUAGAACAAAUCACAGAACAAUUUGGAGAAGACUUACCUGAACAACUUCCAAACCUCUGGGAAACAAUUACUCAAGUAAAAAAUGUGGACAUAACUUUACCACCAAGUAAAAGCUUUGAUAUAAAAGAUGAGACUGCUUUAGAUAAGUUUAUAGGUAAUUUACACAUCCUAGAAGUGACCUGCCCAUUGGUACAUCUCUCGCUAAGGCCAAAAAUAAUUGAACUCCUGCCUAAAUUGGUCCAUUUGCUUAGUCACAAUUACAAAACCGUUCGUCACAUGGCGGCGAGAUGUAUUGGGACAUUCGCUCAAUUCAGUCCUGUAGAGGUGAUCACAGCCAUAGUGGACAAAGUCCUACCAAUGGUAAAUUUAAACAACAAAACAGUCGUCAGGCAAGGAGCUGUUGAAAUGUUUGCCGUACUCUUGGAGAAAUUAGACCUCCAAAUAACACCUUACAUAGUUUUUCUUAUUAUCCCUGUUCUCGGACAAAUGAGUGAUUUUAACCCGUCUAUACGCACUCUUGCAACACACACAUUUGCAGACCUGAUCCAACUCAUGCCGCUUGACGGCGCGGUCAGUACGGUGAAACUCCCACCGGAGCUCGUAGAGUUGAAAGAAAAACGGAAGAGUUUCAUCGAACAGUUGAUGAAUCCGACGAAGAUAACUGAUUACAAAGUACCUGUUCAACUCAAUGUACAGCUUAGAUCUUACCAACAGGCUGGGGUAAAUUGGCUUGCUUUCCUCAAUAAGUACAGGCUUCAUGGGCUGUUAUGCGAUGACAUGGGUCUGGGAAAAACUCUCCAGUCCAUUUGUAUAUUAGUUGGGGACCAUUAUCAUCGCAAGAAAAGAUACCAGGAGACUAGAAAGGAAGGAGGUGAUUAUUGGAUCCCUUUACCGUCUCUCGUAAUUUGUCCUCCUACUCUAACCGGUCAUUGGGUGUAUGAAAUAAAGAAAUUUGUUCCAAAACAAUACAUGCAACCGUUUUAUUAUGGCGGGCCUUCAUUAGAGAGGAAAAAAUUAGCAAAUAUGAUUAGAAGUGAUCACAUUGUCGUAUCAUCUUACGAUGUUGUACGCAAAGAUAUAAGUUCUUUAAACGUCAUGAGGUGGAAUUAUUUAAUACUCGACGAGGGUCAUGUCAUCAAGAAUGGGAAAUCCAAGUUGACAGUUGCCCUGAAGCAAAUUAUAGCCAAUCACAGAUUGAUCCUCUCAGGUACACCAAUCCAAAGCAAUGUUCUUGAGCUCUGGUCUCUCUUUGAUUUCCUGAUGCCAGGCUUUUUAGGAACAGAAAAACAGUUUAUAGCAAGGUACAGCAAGCCAAUUUUGGCCAGUAGAGACCCAAAAUGUUCGACCAAAGAGCAAGAAGCAGGAGUCAUUGCAAUGGAGGCACUUCACAGGCAGGUGCUUCCGUUUGUGCUGAGAAGGACCAAAGAGGACGUCCUCAAAGACCUUCCUCCAAAGAUAACCCAGGAUUAUUACUGCGAUUUGAGCCCUGUCCAGCAGCAGCUGUACGAUUUCUACAAUACUACGACAUAUUCGCUGGACAAAUCCGCCCAUAUUUUCCAAGCGUUGAGGUAUCUUCAGAGAGUUUGCAACCACCCAAAAUUGGCGCUGACACCAACGCACCCACAGUACGGUAACAUCAUGGAAACCCUUAACAACCAAAAGUCUACCCUGGCUGAUAUAAAACACGCGUGCAAAUUCCCAGCACUUAAACAAUUGUUAAUCGAAUGUGGCAUUGGAGCACAACAGGAGCAAAAUGACAAUAUUGUGAAUCAGCACCGGGCUCUUAUUUUUUGCCAACUCAAAGCCAUGCUCGAUAUUGUUGAAAAUGAUUUCUUAAAGAUACAUAUGCCAAAAGUAACAUAUCUGAGGUUGGAUGGAUCUGUACCUGUAAAUCUAAGGCAUUCGUUGACCACAAGGUUCAACAAUGAUCCAUCGAUAGAUUUGCUCAUUUUAACAACACACGUUGGAGGGAUCGGCCUUAACCUGACUGGAGCCGACACUGUCAUAUUUAUUGAACAUGACUGGUCGCCGAUGAAGGACAUCCAGGCGAUGGACAGAGCCCAUAGAAUAGGUCAGAACAAGGUCGUCAACGUUUACAGGCUCAUCACAAGAGACACGAUCGAAGAGAAGAUAAUGGGAUUGCAGAAAUUCAAACUGAAAACGGCCAAUACCAUAAUUAGCUCAGAGAAUGCCAGCCUUCAAACAAUGUCAACUGACAAGCUCUUGGAUUUAUUUACAAGGAAUGACGAGAAUCAGUCAUCCAGUAGUAAAAGCGAUAACCAAAAUAAACCAAUAUUUUCAGAACUUUGGGAUAAAAUGUGUUCAGAUUACGAUGAAGAAUAUGAUUUGUCCAAUUUCAUAAGCAGUCUACAAUCGUGAAAUGCUGCGAUGUGUAAAAUAACAAUAAUAAUAAAGUUUUGACCAAUGUAAUUAAUUUUUCAGGAAAAAAUGUUAUCAUGACAAUGCUUUAGUUAGCAAUCAUUGCUCAAUAAUUUAUAUUUUCUAUUAUUUUCUUAAGAAAUGAGAUAAAUAAUCUUACAUGUGAUUAUUAAUUAGGCGAGAGGUAUACUUUUAUUGCGUCUCGUUUUCCUUAGUUUAAGAUAGUGAUAAACCAAUUCAGCUCAGAACAGGAACAUGUUUAUUUUUACAAAACAUUCGAUUCAAUAGAGUAAUGGUUAUUUUCUA